Molecule: messenger RNA, 762 nt
Organism: Aspergillus welwitschiae
Lineage: Eukaryota; Fungi; Ascomycota; Eurotiomycetes; Eurotiales; Aspergillaceae
Product: NYN domain-containing protein
Exons: 1
Coding region: 1-762 (253 amino acids)
Molecular function (GO): RNA nuclease activity
Source: RefSeq, a predicted model, not a curated record
AUGGUCGCUGAUACUGUGUCGAAACUUGCGGUCCUCAUCGACGCAGACAAUGCGCGUUAUUCCAACAUGCAUUGCCUGCUCGCCGAAAUUGCAAAAUACGGGACCGCUCACACAAAGCGAGCAUAUGGCGACUGGAGCAGUCCCAAUCUCACAAGAUGGAAGGACCAGCUUCUUGAGCAUUCGAUUGAACCCAUACAACAGUUUGCGUAUACCUACGGCAAAAAUUCCACUGACUCAGCCAUGAUCAUUGACGCGAUGGAUCUCUUGUACACCAGGCGCUAUGAUGGCUUUUGCCUGGUCUCCAGCGACAGUGACUUUACGAGACUAGCCGCUCGUAUCCGCGAGUCAGGACUUGUAGUCUAUGGAUUUGGCGAGCAAAAGACGCCGAAGCCCUUCGUUGCUGCCUGUGAUAAAUUCAUCUAUACUGAAAACCUCGUGCACCUGGAUAAGCUUGAGCCGCAUGCCACUACCAUCCGCGCUCCCGAACAUCCUCUGCCGGUCAAAAAAGUACCGAAUGAAGAACAAUGGGUAACUCAGCUACGAACAUCGGUAGAAGCAGCCUCCGAUAACGACGGAUGGGCUCGGCUCUCCCAAGUUGGCUCUCAGCUGAUCAAAAAUUAUCCAGACUUCGACUUCCACGGAUACGACAAGCUCAGUGAUCUGAUUGCUGCCUCUCCUUUAUUUGAAACCAGCCACCGGACCCAUCCGCACAAUUCGUCUACCGAAAUUUAUGUCCGCGACAUGCGCCGGAAGUCUAAGUAA